Molecule: messenger RNA, 1107 nt
Organism: Salmo salar (Atlantic salmon)
Lineage: Eukaryota; Metazoa; Chordata; Actinopteri; Salmoniformes; Salmonidae
Product: C-C motif chemokine 25
Biological process (GO): immune response
Cellular component (GO): extracellular region
Molecular function (GO): chemokine activity
Source: RefSeq, a predicted model, not a curated record
AAGAAAAACAGUUCAGUGGCAUUCGAUUGUGAAUCUUGUUCAAAUUGUACCUCUUCCCAGCAAUUGUAAAACAUACUGUGGUUGUCAUGCCAGAGGAGGUGUGGCUGAUUGAGGUAACAGGGUUGGUGGAGAGGUGAAGGUAUCAUGUAGCAGCUAUAAAACAGCCAAGGGAACUCAACGAGGACAUUUCUGCUGAGAUACUUUCGGACCAUACAGCAGCAGUGACACCAUGAGGUUCCAGGCUCUGUUCUUUCUCCUGCUCCUGGCAUGCAUGUACCUCACUCUGGCUCAAGGGUCCUAUGAGAACUGCUGUCUGAGGCAUGUUGCUGGCCUGAAGAAGAGUACCAAGAGGAAUGUUGUACGCUACAGGAUACAGGAAACAGAUGGAGGCUGCAACAUCAAGGCCAUUGUGUUCAUACUGAAGAAAGGGAAGACUGUUUGUGCCAAUCCCAGCCACAAAUGGGUACAGCAUCUGAGGACUGUUGUCGAUAAGAUUCCAGGGAAUGAGGGGAUGUAGUUGAUCAGUUGCUUCGUUGGAGGAUCUUUCAACCAGUGUACCAAUUUCCAAAAAUAGGACAGUCAUAUCAUCCUGUAACUAGAAUGUGAACUUCAUUAUAUUACUCAUUAUAUUACAGUUUGGCUUAAUGAGUUUAUAUUACAUGCUUUUGGGAGGAUACCUGAGAUUCAGAUGGCUGUUAGCAUGAGGUGACUAUCCGUGCCUGCUUGUAAUGUGCCACGGCAGCUUAGCAUUAUUGUGUGAGGGGGCGGAGGGGAUGGGGCGGGGGGGGGGUUAUUCACUAUCCUCAUGGGUACCGGAAAUCCCCCAAAAGUCCUCACAAGGGUAGUCAAUUAGGGAACAUUUUCCCUCAUGGGGACAUUUCCCACAUCCCCACGAGGACAAAUGCUAUUUUAAACUUAGGGGUUAGGUUUAGGUUCAGGGUUAGGUUUAGGGUUAGGGUUCAGGUUAGGGGUUAGGGAAAAUAGAUUUUAAAUGGAAAUCAAUUUUAGGUGGGGGGGUGGGGCAGAAUGCAUUGAAAAGCUACAAUUACUAUUUUGUUAAACCUUGAGACACUACAUGACAAAAAGUAUGUGGACACCUGCUCUAGU